This is a messenger RNA of Cavia porcellus (domestic guinea pig), 591 nucleotides long. It is a transcript of the gene Duxb, whose product is annotated as double homeobox B. NCBI's taxonomy places the organism in Eukaryota, Metazoa, Chordata, Mammalia, Rodentia, Caviidae. The record is from RefSeq and is a predicted model, not a curated record. The transcript has a single exon. Bases 1 to 591 code for a protein of 196 amino acids.
AUGUGGUUGCAGAACCAGAAUUCUCUGUGUCUUGAGCAGAGCAUAAGAGAGCUGCUGGAUCUCCCAGCAGAUGGCACAGAUGAGAGACCAGGCGCACCUGUUCAGCAGCAGCACAACAACCUGUUUGAGUUCUUGAAUGAAGAUCCCCAUUUUCUUCCCUCCAGUUCCUUCUGCAGCCACCAAACAUUUUCCCCGGAUCCUCUUCCAUCCCACGUGUCCUCUGAGCUUUGGGACCCCUUCCAGGUCUGUGAGAGCCAAGGAACAAAUGUCACAGACAUGAAGCCCACCCAGGCUAUGGAGGGAGGAGAGCGCUCUGAGCCAUCUCUGGCUUUUAUGGAUAGCUUGAUUAAACUGCUGACUCCAGGAGAGAACUACUCAGACACUCAGGCUGCCUUCAGGCCCCAAAAUGACAAAGGAUACAUUGGCCCAGGAGUCCUGCAGGGAAAGAACCACUCUCAGCCUCACUCUGAACACAAGGAGCAACCUCUUCCAGACCUGGGUCAAAUUGAUUUAUCUUACAUCCUGCAGUGGUGGGACAAGGACCGCCAGGCUCUCAUUGCAGAAUGGGACCCUCAGAAAGGGAUGCCCUGA